AAGAGCGCGGUCGUUAAGUGCUGAACAACAGCGGCGCAGUUCGGAGCUUCACAGCGCGAAAAACACGAAUUUAAACAUCUUUUUUAUGUAGAAAUACAGAUUUAACACUGCUGGGGGUUUAUAAAACCAGAAGACAGCUGUAUCCGGUGAUGUUCAGCUGAGGCUGGAAUGACCACGUCACAGAGACCUCAGAGCUCCAGGCCUAAAGCUGGACACUCGGAUAUGGAGUUCCAGACCCCGGCUGUGUCGGAGAAGUUCCAGAGCCGCUUUGGCUGGAGGCCCAACAGAGCUGAUAGUGCGGACACCGGGCUGGGCACCACGACCUCUGACAGCGCAGAAGAGUUGUGCAGCUCCAGCAGCAGUCCGUCUUUCCAGCCAAUCCGGAGUCAGAUUCCCAUCCCCACGGCUCAUGUCAUGCCGUCCACGGCCGGAGUCCCGGCCGCCUCGGCCCGCUCCAGCUCGUCCAGCUCCAAAUCCUCCCUGUCCAAAUCCGCAUCGUCCCCCAACCUGGAGGCGCAGGGUGGGGUCACGGCAGAGGGGGGUGGAGUUAAACAGGACUGCCUGAGCCGCUACCGCAGCCUCGUCAACGGACUCGAUCACUCGCUCUUCCCCAUGGCCGAUCACACACGGCUGGACGAGGAGCACCACUUCGAGACCCCCGCCAUGGAGCCCACUCUGAACCAGUCCAGCCUGCUUGGAGGUCUGCUGGGAGGAUACAGCCCAGACGUGCGGAUGCAGCUGCACAUGACCGGCCUCGGGGACGGCGCUGAAUGUCGGACUGAUGGAUACUCCGGCGUUUUAGAACAGACUUUUAAGAUUCUUCCUGAAGCCAGAACGGGAAUCCCCUGCUCUUCGGACCCCUGCGGUAAAAGGAGCGUCCCCCCGGUCCCUGUAGAUCCGUCAGGCUGGCAGCAGCACAAACAGAAACUGGAGAGUCUUCGUCUGCAGGUGGAGCAGAUGCAGUUAAUGACCGGCGGGAGCGGUCAGUACCCCUCUCUGUACCCAUCAGCUCUACAGGCUGAGAGUAAAUGGGAGGCCGUGGUGAAGGCAAACGAGAAUCUGCUUAAGGAGAAGGAGCUCAUCAUCGAGAGGCAGAAGCAGCAGCUGUGUCAGCUGGAGCAGCGUCUCAGAGAGAGCGAGGUACAGAUUCACUCGGCUCUGAUGGGCCGUGGAGCUCCGUUUACCGACAUCUGUAUGUUACGGCUGCAGGAGGCUCAGCGGGAGAACGCUUUUCUGCGCUCUCAGUUUGCGGAGUGCAGCGACUCGCUGGCUCAGGAGAAGGUGGAGGCGGAGCGGCGUUUGGCUGCCGUGGAAACAGAAACCCACCGACUGAGCGAAGUGCUGAAGGAGAGCAAGGAGAAGCACACAGAGGAGCUGAAGAAGCAGGAGGAGAGGAUCCGAAAUCGAGACAAGCACAUCAACAGCCUGAAGAAGAAGUGUCAGAAGGAGUGCGAGCAGAACCGUGAGAAACAGCAGCGCAUCGAGACCCUCGAGCGAUACCUGGCUGACCUGCCCACCAUGGAGGACUACCAGAGCCAGAGGAAGCAGCUGGAAGCUGCGGAGCAGAAGGUGGGUGAGCUGCAGGCUGCAGUGUUGGAGCUGCAGACCCAGCUGGAGGAGAGCCGGUCAGCCAGUCGCAGCAAAGACAGCCAGCUGGAGGAGCAGAGACGCAGAGAGAGAGAGCUGCUCAACACCGUCACCAGUCUCCAGGCUAGAGUGCAGGAGAGCCUGGAAGAUGGCGCGAGGUUACCGUCUCUGGACAUCGAGAAGCUCCGAGAGGAGAAUGUGGCCCUGAAGGAGGAGCAGCAGAAACUCAAAAAGGUUAUUGAGAAGCAGUUGAGGAUGAUGGAACAGCUGGGCUCACAGAUCAGGAACAUGCAGCAGCACCUGAGUGAGGAGGAGAGCAGCGGUCAGGCUCUGAGAGACGAGCUGGACGCUAAAGAGAAGGAGCUGCUGCAGUUACACUCCGCAGUGAAGGAGCUCUCUGUACAGAAUCAGGAUCUGAUGGAGCAGACUGUGACUCUGCGGGAGCGGCUGCAGGCCACUGCAGGGUCCGGUGAUGGAUGUGUCCGAUGGGAGGCCGACUGCGGCCUGCAGCCAGCGGGGGUCCAGCUCACCCAGCAGCUCUAUGGAGAGAUGGAGGCCUGUCUGAGUGACCUCCGCUCCCUCUGCAGCGUCCUCACCCACACCGCACAGGGCAAAGACCCCAACCUGUCCAUGCUGCUGGGCAUCAGCUCGCCGCCUGCAGUGUCGGAGCAGAGCGAGGACUGGCUCAGCCCUGCAGUUCUGCAGAGGAAACUGCAGGAGGCGCUGCAGCUCCGCCGAGACGUGGAGGCACUGAGGACCACCGUCUCUGACCGCUACGCCCAGGACAUGGGCGACAACUGCACCACCCAGUGACCCUCAACCAGAGGAACCAGAGGAACCACCAGAGCAUGUUCAGUCCAUGGUUGUUCCUCUGAACGGACCUUUAAGGCUCCACAGCUUUGUGCCUUCAUUCAGAACCACCAGGAACGCAGAGCAGGUUCAGUCCACGCUGUUUCCUCUCGAAGGGCUAGCAGUGCUAACACUGAGGCUAACGCUAACGACACUACAUUGGCUUAUUUUUAUAUAAAGGUCGUAAUAUCGCUAUUUUUCUAACUUCUCCAUCCGACUGACGUUUGUUUUCGUGGUGCUGUGUUGCUGUUUAACGUGAUCAUUCCCGUGUGUUGGGGAGCGAAUGUGAUGUGGUUGACAAUCAACUGAAAAUAAUUUCUAAUCCUUCUUUGUUUAGCUUUUCGUGAUGCGAGGAACGUUAGCUUUACGUCUUUUGCCCGUCAUCUCAGAUUAACAUGAGCUGGAGGGCGAACACUACCUGCCGUUAUCUCACCUGCGCUGAGGAGAAACGUGGUUGUGCCUUUUGUGCUAAACCAACACGCAUUAAAGUCCACAGACACGCCUGCACCUUUAAUAUCAGCUAGAACAACUUCAUUAACGACGCGUGGCGUCAAAUAAAGUAACUUUUUUUGUUUUUAAUCAGAACAUUCCAUCAUAUUUAACAUACAUAGACAUCGAAUGUGUGAUUUUAAACCUUCAUAAUUACAGAGCUCUAAGGUGACAUGGUUUUUUUUAAUAA
Messenger RNA from Colossoma macropomum (tambaqui), 3115 nucleotides. RefSeq names its product centrosomal protein 85 (gene cep85). The record is from RefSeq and is a predicted model, not a curated record. NCBI's taxonomy places the organism in Eukaryota, Metazoa, Chordata, Actinopteri, Characiformes, Serrasalmidae. Bases 169 to 2400 code for a protein of 743 amino acids. The transcript is spliced from 15 exons. Gene Ontology annotation, cellular component: centrosome.